CCAGGUGACGUCACUCUGGACCCCGACACCGCGCACCCCAACCUCCUUUUAUCCCCCGACCGGAAAAGCGUCCGUUUCAUCGAGAGCCGCCAGCGCCACCUGGCGGCCAGCAGCCGCCGCUUCACCACCUACCCGUGCGUGCUGGGCUCCAGGGGCUUCACGUCGGGCCGCCAUUACUGGGAGGUGGAGGUGGGCCACAAAACCCACUGGGCGCUGGGGGUCUGCGGGGACUCGGUGUGUCGCAACGGGGAGCCGGCGGCGCUGCCCGAGAGCGGAUUUUGGAGGGUCCGGCUUUGGAACGGCGAUCGCUACGCCGCCACCACCGCCCCCUUCACCCCCCUCAGCCCCAGGGUGAAGCCCACCAGGGUGGGGGUCUUCGUGGACUACGAGGCGGGGGAGGUUUCCUUCUACAACGUCACCGACCGCUCGCACCUCUACACCUUCACCGACACCUUCACCGAGAAAAUAUGGCCGCUCUUCUACCCCGGCAUCCGCGCCGGGCGCCGCAACGCCGCCCCGCUCAGCAUCUGUGAGCCCACCGACUGGGACUGAGCUGCGGGCGGGGGGCGUCGGAUGGGGGGCACGGGGGGUUGGGGGCUCCGUCAGCCCAACACGAGACCCCGUUGAGGUUGGGUCUCCGUCAAGCCAACGUGGGACCCC
Phasianus colchicus (ring-necked pheasant) is the source of this 660-nucleotide messenger RNA. NCBI's taxonomy places the organism in Eukaryota, Metazoa, Chordata, Aves, Galliformes, Phasianidae. The record is from RefSeq and is a predicted model, not a curated record.